AGCCCAAACGCAAAAGAAAAGGCUCCGUGGAUUUCAGUCUAGGCGAUCAUUUUUUCUAUUCACUCGCCAUAAUGAGCACGCAAGGCUACGUACCCGACGCUUUUUACAACAAGUUCAAGAUCUUGUCGCUGUCGAAGAGUAUAUUCGCAUGGCUGAUAUUGUUAGCCUUUAGUUCACAACUCAUAUAUCGCAUGACAAAUAGAAAUUUGACGCUAGCAUUUAAGGAUGUAGAAUCUCUCAUUAACAAUACAAAAUACACCUUAUUGGCGUUCCGUAGCACCUUCCUCUACAAUUCUCUUAAUCAUAAAUAUCGAGGAUUGAUUGGCAAACACGGUCCGACUGCGCGUGUGCGUUUUAUAGAGACCGCGGAAAAUAUGCACGAUAAAAUUUGCAACAACAUGACGAAAUACGCGAUGUUUGAGAUUGAGGACCGAUUUAUGGCAAUGAGCAAAAGCGGCUGCCCGCUGCAGGCCAUUGGCAAUUUCAAUGAGACGUGGAUAACGUUCGCACUCCAAAAGAACUACCCCUAUAGGAAGACCAUCGAUACCGCACUCCUCAAAUUAAGAGAAAUCGGAUUGAUAGAUGGCUUUAGAAACUAUUGGCUUAAUACCAGAGUGGGGAAUAGAGAUCAUGGAAUAUUUAAAACGAUCGAUUUGCACCAAGUUUAUCUGAUUUUUCUAAUACUGAGUUACGGAGUGCUGAUCUCACUUGUGAUACUCGUUCUGGAAAAUAUAACGUAUUAUUACAAAAAAAUGAAGAAUUCACGGCCAUAUAGACGCAGAUAAUAACAUUACUAAAAUAUUGAAAAAGAAAGAUGUGACUAAAAUUCAAAUCUUAUAUUAACUUAAAUUUUUAAAAUCUAUAUUAACA
Messenger RNA from Temnothorax curvispinosus, 870 nucleotides. RefSeq lists its product as uncharacterized. Lineage: Eukaryota; Metazoa; Arthropoda; Insecta; Hymenoptera; Formicidae. Bases 72 to 785 code for a protein of 237 amino acids. The record is from RefSeq and is a predicted model, not a curated record. The transcript has 4 exons.